Messenger RNA from Amborella trichopoda, 1887 nucleotides. Its product is annotated as pyrimidine d. Lineage: Eukaryota; Viridiplantae; Streptophyta; Magnoliopsida; Amborellales; Amborellaceae. Gene Ontology annotation, molecular function: dihydroorotate dehydrogenase activity. The record is from RefSeq and is a predicted model, not a curated record. Gene Ontology annotation, cellular component: mitochondrial inner membrane; cytoplasm. Gene Ontology annotation, biological process: pyrimidine ribonucleotide biosynthetic process; 'de novo' pyrimidine nucleobase biosynthetic process.
CACCACUUCUCCGAGAAUCAAUGUCAAUGUACACGGCGGCACUCUCUCUCUCUCUCAUACCCACUCUCUUUCUCUCUCUAAGAUUAGCUUUCUCUCUCUAAAUUUGGCAUUCUUCAUAAAUUAGGGCUCCUCCAUUAAUUAUCAUCUAUCCAUUUUUCUCCCCCAUAAAGUCUCUCGGAAUUAGGGCUUAAUGUUUCAUUCGACUUUCUUGUUUCGCUCUCUGAAUUACUGGGUUUUCUUUUUCGUGAAUAUCCAUUUUUCCCUGUGAAAUAAAGCUUGAAAUGGCGGUCAUGGUGGCCAUGAGAUCAAGCUGGAGCAUUCUCAAAUAUGCUUUGUAUAAGGAGUGGAACCAGGUUUUUCAUGGCGGGUUCAGGAGGUUUAGUACGGGGACUGGUGCGACUCCAAAAAUUCCGCAUACUUCUAAGCGGGGGAGAAUAUUCACAGGAACCAUGUUGGGCCUGGUUAUAGCUGGUGGGGCAUAUGUGAGCACAGUGGAUGAGGCAACCUUCAGUGGGUGGCUUUUUUCUGCUACCAAAUUAGUCAACCCUUUCUUUGCCUUACUAGACCCGGAGACUGCACAUCGAUUAGCAAUAGCAGCGGCAGCUCGUGGCCUGGUUCCUCGCGAGAAGAGGCCUGACCCACCAAUUCUUGGGGUUGAAGUUUGGGGCCGUAAAUUUUCAAAUCCAAUAGGCCUCGCUGCUGGUUUUGAUAAAAAUGCAGAAGCGGUUGAGGGUUUGCUUGGGUUGGGAUAUGGCUUUGUAGAGGUUGGCUCUGUCACCCCUGUUCCUCAGGAGGGUAAUCCAAAGCCUCGUGUUUUCAGAAUUCCUCAGGAGGGUGCUCUCAUUAACCGAUACGGCUUUAAUAGUGAGGGUAUAGUAGCUGUUGCAAAACGUUUGGGUGUACAGCAUGGAAAAAGGAAGUUGCAGGAAACUUCAACUCCUGCCACUUCUUCGAAUGGUGUUAAGCAAGGAGGGAAAGCAGGCCCUGGUAUUCUUGGAGUCAAUAUUGGGAAGAAUAAGACAAGUGAAGAUGCGGCCGCUGAUUAUGUUUCAGGAGUUCAUACUUUGUCCCAGUUUGCAGAUUACUUGGUUAUAAAUGUUUCAUCACCAAAUACUCCAGGGUUGCGCAAACUCCAGGGAAGGAAACAACUAAAGGAUCUUGUAAAGAAGGUCCAAGCUGCUCGUGAUGACAUGCAGUGGGGUGAAGAUGGUCCUCCUCCUUUGCUAGUAAAAAUUGCUCCCGACUUGACUAAAGAAGAUCUUGAAGAUAUUGCAGCGGUCGCCCUUACUCUUCGCUUGGAUGGACUUAUUAUAUCAAAUACAACUAUUUCAAGACCAGAGCCAAUAAAUAGGUUGCCAGUGGCUCAAGAAGCCGGCGGUUUGAGUGGCAAGCCUCUUUUCAAAUUGUCUACCGAUAUUCUCAAAGAGAUGUAUCUUUUGACACGAGGAAAAAUUACUCUUAUUGGAUGUGGAGGUGUAAGCAGUGGUGAGGAUGCAUAUAAAAAGAUACGAGCUGGAGCAACCCUCGUUGAGCUUUAUACUGCCUUUGCCUAUGAAGGACCCGCCAUAGUUCCCCGGCUAAAGGCGGAACUAGCGAAAUGCUUGGAAAGGGAUGGUUUCAAAUCUGUCCACGAAGCUGUUGGUGCUGAUUAUAGAUGACCAUGAUCCAUUUGUCCUUACAGUGGUCCUCAUACUUUCUCUUGUACCACCCAAAAUCAAAGGAAUUUACUUGUAACUGCUUCAAAUUAAAGCAUAUAGGAUUCAAAUUAUCGACGGCUAUUGAGAAAAUAUAGGAACAUGAUGAGCUGCUUUUUGCUUGGAGAGAAUUUGUUUGUGGGAGUGGGAUAGUGGUGUGCCAUAGAAAUUCAUUGUCAAUUUUCUUGCGGAA